AUGCCACCAGAUCACAAAGAGGUGCCCAAGACUGGUCGCACCAAGGAUGGUCUGAAAGACCCCCGGGUGCGACACUGCCGCGAUCGAGGCAACAACUUUUAUCGCCAAGACAAUGCCAGAACAGCCCCAUCAACGCACGACUUCAAGCUUCCACAGGCCGAGGCCAACGCCAGGGACGCCAUCGUUACAGAUCUCGAGGGGUGCUCCCUCGAACCUGCAGACCACCCUCACGCGUUUUUCGUACCUCGUGAUGAUGUCAAGCGCAUCAUGUCACCGGCCCGCGUCCGUGGCGUUGUCGACGACAGCCUGCCUGGGUGUGGUAGCUGGAGUGCAGCAAAAAGGGAGCGAUUUGCCAAAGACAUUCUCCUUGGAGGAGGAAAUAUAUGCAAGAAUCCUUCCAUCAACCUCCUAGCUGCUGCUAUUGGUGGAGAAGCCGAGGAAUACUUUCUACCUCUUGUCGAGCGCCACAUUGAUGACUUGUGUUUACCACUCGAAAUCCAACAGGGCGCACAUGGGUGUACCAUCAAAUGUGCCGCAAAGCACAAGCAUGAUAGCAUCGGCAUUGUUCGGGUAAAAGUUCGCCGUAGCUUUUGCCUCUGGAUGCAUGCUUUAUCCUCUCCCUACUUCAAGGUCGAGGAGGGUCGACAUUGUCACUACUACCUGAAUGGCAAGGAUGUUCUUCCGAUCGAAAUCGAGCCUGCCCAACCUGCUACCAGCAUUCCCGAGAUCCAGCAACACCUACGAGAUGAAAUGCAACAAUCUAACAUGGGAGGGGUCGGUGGGUUUGCGAAAGUGCGAAUGGUACAGUUCCACCCAGCGCACCUCAGGAUCGAGAUCUCGGCCAAGAACAACCAAGAAGCGCAUAACGGAGUAUAUGCCUUGAAGUGCCUCAACGAGCCAGAUCGAGACGCCUUCAACCAAGAGUUGGCAUCACUGCUAAGCUGCCAGAACAACAAGGGCUUGCAUCUUAUUCGCCUUCUCUUCACGUUUGAGAUAAAGAAGGACAAUGGCGAAGAAGCCUUCUACUUUGUAUUCCCGUGGGCGCAAGGAAACCUGUGGGAGUUCUGGAAACAAAAUGAAUCACAACGGCUCCAGAUCUGUCCCUGGAUGGCCGGUCAGUGCCUCCGAUUGACAGAAGCCAUCCUGUUCGUUCACAACGAGCGUACUGGGGAGCUCGAACGGCGAGGCCACAGCGAAGUUGAGCGAGAGCUGUAUGGCAGGCAUGGAGACAUAAAGGGAGAGAACAUCGUCUUCUUCCAACAUGAAGACCACAUCAAGCUGUUCAUAACAGACUUCGGCUUGGGCCAGCUACACAGUCGAGUCUCUCGGUCGAUUUCCAACCCCCGAGCGACCCAGAUGACGGCAACCUACCGUGCUCCAGAGUUCGACCUGCCCUUUGGCAAGAUAUCACGAGUGUGCGACAUAUUCUCCCUGGGCUGCGUCUUCCUCGAGUUUGUGACAUGGCAACUUGAAGGCUUUACAUCGGCCCACGAUUCCUUCCCCGACGCUCGGCUAGAGGUGGACAUCAACCAGAUCACGUCUGACACUUUCUUCAAAAUCGAAAACAACGAAGCUAUCGUGAAGCCGAAAGUCUCUGGCUGGGUCAAGAGGCUGCUUCGGAAUCCACUCUGCAGUAAUUACCACAAGGACUUUCUGAGCCUCAUUGAAGAGAAGAUGCUCGCACCCGCAGCUAAGGACCGAAUCAGAUCGGAUCUGUUGGUCGAAAGGCUUAGAGUUCUCUCCAAGGGCUGCCGAACAGACUCCAGCUACUGGCAAGAACCCCUGUCGGCCCAGGAACGACUGUCAUUGAGUUGA
This is a messenger RNA of Thyridium curvatum, 1815 nucleotides long. RefSeq lists its product as uncharacterized. The coding region runs from base 1 to 1815 and encodes 604 amino acids. The transcript is spliced from 2 exons. The record is from RefSeq and is a predicted model, not a curated record. Gene Ontology annotation, molecular function: protein serine/threonine kinase activity; ATP binding. Lineage: Eukaryota; Fungi; Ascomycota; Sordariomycetes; Thyridiales; Thyridiaceae. Gene Ontology annotation, biological process: peptidyl-serine phosphorylation; peptidyl-threonine phosphorylation.